GUUUACCUCAGGCCAAUUCCUAUUCUCUACACCCAUGCAGGCAGACAUUAUGUGUUGGUCGCGCUUCGUAUCAAUGCCCUUGUGGAUAGGUUGAAUAUGCCACGAGAGGGUCAUGAAUUUGGUUGUGAACCGUCUAUGAUGCGCAGCCUCGACGAUUCAGGAACGCAAUGCCAAGGUUGAGCGCAUUGGCAUCGGACUCCACCAGAAACGAGCUCUUGAACCAGACCAUCCGAUAAGAGGACUUGACGGAUGUUUUGGGCCCCGCAGCUGAACGCAGCGAACUGCACACGUGGCGGAAGCAAAGAGGCUAUUUCCGGCUCUCCCGAUAAGACGGAGGACAUCUGAACAUAUCGAAUUCGAGAGCGAUCUGAAUAGCGGCAGUCAGUCAUGUCGAGAGCAUCGGCGAUUACGUCAAGUCAAGUCCCGAGUCGGCGCCGAGGCUAUGAUUUGAUGGAUGGCGGCGGUGAGAGGAACGAGCGCUCGAAACGCGCAAGUUGCCUCUUUCGACUGCCACCUUCCCCCGAUGGGUAUUGGACCUGGGACCUCCACACGCACAGUCAUACCAGUACUUGCUUCUGUGGCUGCGAAGCGGUGGCGGCUUUCGAUCGUCGACUUCCAAAAGUUACGCUUCCCGUCCCGCUCUGCCUCAUCUUGACUCACAUUGAGUCCAUAGCGGCGACAUGCAGAGAGGACCGCAAGCGGUGCACCGGCUCUGAAGAUACAAUGUCCACCACCCGCUUCCGCUGCCGCAGACUUGCAUGCGCGCUUCAUCCCGCCCCCGCAUGUAUACUUAACACGAGGACUGUCGUCGUGCUUCCAACUACCAAACCGUCCCCGCACCAACCCUAUCCCGACAGCAGUGUCUACCUGUCCAACCGCUACUGCUACUCCGUCCGAAACCAAUCGCAGCCAUGCCGGGAAAGCACGUACACUUCGCGGACGUUCCGUCCACCCCCUCAUCGACCUUCUCGAACUCUACCUUGACUUCAUCGCCUGGGCCGGCCACGCCGCCUCAGGUCCUCCGCUCACCAUUACCGGUCAAGGGUGGCCUCCACGCACCCUCGCAGUACCUGCCGGGUGGAGUCUCAUUGAACCCGAUCCUUGCACACCAGCUCGGUAACGGCACUUCCAUGUCAUGGAACAUGUCCGAGCCCGCGGAAUCCGCCCGCCCCCACCUGGGCUCUGCCCCCUCGCGGCUCACCGACGCCCUGGUGCGUGAGCCCGCGACACACCCUGCACUCCCCUCCCUGGCCAUAUCAUGUGCAUACCUCCCCUGGACAAUCAUCGUCAUACCCACUCCAGGCGCCGCCUGGUCUGCACCAUACGUGACUGUAGGCGACGUCCUGCACACCCUCUACCGCACGCUCCGCCUCGGGGUGACGCAGCACGAACUCGGUGCAGUCGAACCUGCGCUGCGCGAACGCAUCCACGCAUCGUACGUCUCGCGCUAUCGCCGCGUUGCCCAGCCCGCCGAGCGCGAGAGCGAGAAGGUCAAGUUCAUCAAGCGUGUCGACUACCUCUGCGAUCGCACUGCAUUCCUGGGGCUUUCCCCGGUUCCGGGCGGUAUCCCUGCAAAGGGCAUGGCUCCUGGGUCGGUCUGGGCGCUGCAAGUCACGAAGCCGUGAGCGCGGUCGCGUGCGAUCGUCCACGGCGCGCGGGCCGCCUGUUCCGUCCUCUUGUUGUCGUCGCUCUCGCCUAGCUCUCGCACCCGAUACCCAUACUCGCGCAUUGAUACCCAAAGCGAUCGCAUGUCGUUUAUUCCCAUCGCAUAUGAACGGAAACGACCUCCAUAACUCUGUAUUGUACCAUAAGUCGCAGUCUUGUAGAGUAUUCCGGAAAACCUGCGACCCUCGCAUCAUACCACUCUCCUAUCACGUCGUCUUCCUCCAUCCUCCGUAUCCUCCCCCCUCUAGCACUGCGUAUGCUUUUCUCAGCUUGUAGUCUCCAGAAGCUGCACGGCCGUUGCAUGGUUGCCAAUAAUUGAAC
Messenger RNA from Dichomitus squalens LYAD-421 SS1, 1986 nucleotides. RefSeq lists its product as uncharacterized. The record is from RefSeq and is a predicted model, not a curated record. Bases 912 to 1625 code for a protein of 237 amino acids. The transcript has 3 exons. Lineage: Eukaryota; Fungi; Basidiomycota; Agaricomycetes; Polyporales; Polyporaceae.